AUGGUUCUGCUCUCACGGGUGGAGUGUGCACAGUGGUACAACCAGGAUAUCAAACAAGCCAAAAACUCAUCUGACCAUUCAGCCGUGGUCGCCAUCGAGUCUCAGAAUGAUGUGUCCUCUGAGUGCAGUAAUGUCGACAUCAUACGCCAUCUAAAUAUGACCGACAAAGUCAAGUACUUCAUGACGCGGCCCGCUAAAAACUACAUUAACCCCACUAACGUGACCCUGGAUGUUCAUCUAUAUGCCAUUCUGGAUUUGUUAUGGGACAAUCCCUUCAUCUCCUGGAGAACAGAAGACUUCUGUGAUAAUCCUUUUGUUUAUUUUCCGUCUGAACUUUUGUGGAAACCGGAUAUAACCAUUGAGGAGAUGACAGAAAAAGAUAAAGCUUCUCAGACUCCUUUCCUCGCUCUACGUCAUGAUGGUACCGUGUUCCUGAGGAAUGGCAUGGUUCUGGUCAGCACCUGCAGGAUGCAGUUCUACAGAUUUCCCUUUGACAUUCAAAGAUGCUCACUGACCUUCAAGUCCAUUACAAUGUUGGCGGAGGAUUUAAAGCUUUCUGCAUCUGAAGAAAAUCUGAACUCUGAUUCUGAUGAAGACGUGCAGUCUGAGUGGAUUCUUAUGAACAUCACAGUGAGAAGUGAAGAGGUUGAAAAAUAUGGCAUCAACUCCAGCGUGGUUGUUUACACUAUCACCAUGAGGAGGCGUUCAGUCCUCUAUGCAUUCAACUUCCUCCUCCCCAUCCUGUUCUUCCUGGGCCUGGACUUGGCCUCUUUCCUGAUCUUGGACAGUGGGGGGGAGAAGCUCAGCUUUAAGGUCACCGUGCUGCUGGCUGUCACUGUGAUGCAGCUGAUCCUGAAUGAAAUCCUGCCCUCCUCUUCAGACCGGAUUCCUCUGAUAGUGGUCUAUUGUACUGGGAUUUUUGGACUGAUGAUGAUGAGCCUGGUGGAGACCAUAGUGGUGAUGUAUCUGAUGCAGAAAGACUCUGUGCAACAAGUCAGAGAGGAAGAGAAAGACCAAGACCUGGAUGUGGAUGGCCGGGCUAAGCCAGGAAAAGUUCACAGCUGCUUUAAAGGGAUGACUAAAUCAGUACAGUGUCCGUGUUUCCUUGAUGUGUCCCCUGCUGAGACUCCUCCUGCACUGCUGCCUCUGGGCAGCAGCAGCCAGCUGACGCAGGAGUCACAUGACCUCCAACAGGUAUCUGAGGAGCUGAAGGAGGUGAUGAAAAUGAUGACGUUGAUACUGAACAACAGGAAGAAGGAAGAGAAGCCCGGCUACUGGACCAGAAAGAGAACAACUAGUGCUCAGAGCUGGAAGAACCUGGAGUAA
This is a messenger RNA of Cheilinus undulatus (humphead wrasse), 1326 nucleotides long. Its product is annotated as 5-hydroxytryptamine receptor 3A-like. The record is from RefSeq and is a predicted model, not a curated record. The coding region runs from base 1 to 1326 and encodes 441 amino acids. Gene Ontology annotation, cellular component: membrane; neuron projection; synapse. Gene Ontology annotation, biological process: monoatomic ion transmembrane transport; signal transduction; regulation of membrane potential. Gene Ontology annotation, molecular function: transmembrane signaling receptor activity; neurotransmitter receptor activity; extracellular ligand-gated monoatomic ion channel activity. The transcript is spliced from 10 exons. Lineage: Eukaryota; Metazoa; Chordata; Actinopteri; Labriformes; Labridae.